AUGUGGCAGAGCUCGGAACCACUCCCAUAUCCCACGAUUUGCACCUGCACAUGCCAACCGAAGUGCUUUCGGUUGCCGAAAAAGUGGCCACAAGAUCCUCACUGGGAAACCAAGACCAAGGACCUCGCUCGCCGCGGUCUGCGGCUGCGGGAUUUGUUGGACUUCUACAGGAUGUUGGGGAAGGAUGUGAUGCCUUCAUAUCAGCCUGACCUUCAUACAACCAAUGAUGUGGUGAGACUGGCAAUCAUCCCCAUGACUUCAACUUCUUGUAGCUCCUAUGCCCAAGUUGUGAACGGAGCUGAAGGUGUAACGCCCCGAAAGAUGGUCACCCAUACCUGGUCCAACCUCUUCCGUGACUUGCUGGCUAGUGUGGUGGCCGAUGCGCUGGAUGAACACACAUUUGAGCCCAUUGCAGAGCUGCUGUCAGAUGACGCUGGUGUCCACGUAGUGGAGGAACUGUUGCAAGCACAAGGGAGUAUCGAUGAGACCUACUGGAUAUGUGCCUUUGACAUGAUGGCCUACCUCUCCAGCUGCGAUGAAUCCUUCGCAGAGGUCGUGGCCGUGGACGCGUCGCUGGAGCUCUUUGGACGCGCCUGGUGCAUCGCGGAGCUGGCGGAGGGGCAACGGAUGGGCAUGGCGCAGAGCUUGAAGCUGCGGAACAAGGUGGAGGAGAUGACUGCGAGCCGUCCGGAGGAUGUUGAGGCGAUCCUCUCGAAGAUCCGCGCGGAUGUCGGCUAUGCCAGCUUCAACAGGAGUGGGCAUCUCCAGAAGUUGAUUUUUGACAAGAACAUCGGUCUUGUAACAGCUUGGAAGAAUGCCGAUGCUUUGCAACAGAUGGAAGAGCUUUCGCACGUCUUGAAAUGGGCGCGGUUGUCGACUGCUGUCACGGAUGCCUGGCAUCGUUGA
Molecule: messenger RNA, 906 nt
Organism: Durusdinium trenchii
Lineage: Eukaryota; Dinophyceae; Suessiales; Symbiodiniaceae
Source: the annotation of a GenBank genome assembly